Molecule: messenger RNA, 1017 nt
Organism: Henningerozyma blattae CBS 6284
Lineage: Eukaryota; Fungi; Ascomycota; Saccharomycetes; Saccharomycetales; Saccharomycetaceae
Gene: YPQ1
Product: cationic amino acid transporter
Exons: 1
Coding region: 1-1017 (338 amino acids)
Biological process (GO): basic amino acid transmembrane export from vacuole
Cellular component (GO): fungal-type vacuole membrane
Source: RefSeq, a predicted model, not a curated record
AUGCCAUUAAGAAGGAUUGAAUUCACACCAAGAAAUUUGAGUGAAAUAUCAGGCAGUAUAUCUAUUGCCUGCUGGGUAAUCGUGUUUGUACCACAAAUUUAUGAAAAUUUCUAUAGAAAAUCUUCAGAAGGAUUAUCAUUACUUUUCAUUGUUCUAUGGCUUGCUGGGGAUGUAUUUAAUGUUGUUGGUGCUCAAAUGCAACAUUUAUUACCAACCAUGGUUAUAUUAGCUGCCUAUUAUACUUUAGCAGAUAUUGUCCUAUUGAUUCAAUGUCUAUUCUAUGGGAAUAAUGAUCAAGAUGAUGGAGUAGUUAUCGAUCCUGUCCAUUUAUCGCCUGCAAAUCCGAUCACGGAUAAUGUAUUAGAAGACGUUUUCCAUGAAGAAGUACCGUUAUUGAGACACACACGUUCUAGGCAUUCGAGGCAUUCAUAUUCUGGUGCUUUACAGGAUGAUACCAUCAUUAUUGACCAACAGUUACUAGAUCAAAAUGACGCAGUUCAAUAUAAUUUAAAUGGAGGUAUUGCAAAUCCCUCUGAUAAUGAUGAUAAGAUAAUUUUAGAAGAAGCUAAAUAUGGGUUCCGUGAAUUCUUGAUAGUAUCAUCAGUAAUACUAUCAGGGUUUUUAUCGUGGUAUAUAUCAUACUGUCAUAAAGAUCCCAAUAGUAUAAACCCACCUCCACCAUCUACUCAUAUGAAUUAUUUAGCACAACUUUUUGGUUACGUUAGUGCUGUUUUGUAUCUGGGUUCAAGAGUACCACAAAUAUUACUAAAUUUUGAAAGAAAAUCUUGUGAAGGAAUUUCAUUUUUAUUUUUCUUAUUUGCAUUCUUAGGUAACUCGACAUUUAUCUUUUCUGUUUUAAUCAUCUCCAGAUCCAAACAGUAUUUAAUUCUUAAUGCUUCGUGGUUAAUUGGUAGCACAGGUACUCUUUUGAUGGAUGGUGUAAUUUUCAUCCAAUUCUUCUAUUAUAAUUCUAAAAAGAUUAAGUUAACUGAUGAAAAUACAACAUCUAAUGUUUAA